AUGCCGACACGUUGUGAAAUAUGCUGCGAGAUUUUGAUCGCGAUCUUGAUUCCUCCACUCGGAGUUUGCUUUCGCCACGGUUGUUGCACAGUUGAAUUCCUCAUCUGCUUGCUCCUCACAAUUCUGGGUUAUAUUCCUGGCAUCAUUUAUGCUCUCUAUGCCAUUAUUUUUGUUGAUCGUGAUCAGUACUUUGAUGAAUACAGGCGUCCUCUCUAUGCCCAAUACUGA
Molecule: messenger RNA, 228 nt
Organism: Sphenostylis stenocarpa
Lineage: Eukaryota; Viridiplantae; Streptophyta; Magnoliopsida; Fabales; Fabaceae
Source: the annotation of a GenBank genome assembly